AUUAUACGCAAAAACUAAUUGACUUCUAUGGCAGCUCCAGACCACUUUGAAACAAGCGAUCAAGCGGGCAUUUGGGUGUUUGGUUACGGAUCGCUUAUUUGGAAACCUCCGAUUCAUUACGAGUCAAAAGUGAUUGGAUACAUUAAAAACUACGUACGAAGAUUUUGGCAGCACAGUGAAGAUCACCGCGGGACCCCUGAGAAACCCGGUCGAGUGGUGACUUUGAUCCCAUAUGAUGAAUGGAAAAAUAUUGAAGAUCCACACGGACACGAUGAUGUAACCUGGGGAGUUGCUUUUAAGAUUCCGUCUACUGAUGUCGAGGCUACACGAGCUUAUUUGGAUCAUCGGGAAAAGAAUGGUUAUACUGUGCAUGCAGUUGAUGUUUACACGGCCGAAAGCGCUGAAGUACCGGCAGUGAAAAAUGCACUGGUGUAUAUUGGCACGAUGGACAACGAACAAUACGUCGGACCAGCGCCCAUGGAGCAAAUUGCUCAACAGAUCUAUGAGACUUACGGCCCCUCUGGAUGGAACGCGGAGUAUCUGUUAAACUUGGCGGAAGCUCUGAGAGAAAUUUGUCCCGAAGCAAAUGAUGAUCAUUUAUUUGAAUUGGAGCGACUGGUGAAGAACCUUAUCGAUUCAGCGAACAGCAAUCGCAAAUAAUGACCAACGCAGAUCUCCUGUUACAUCACUCCACACUUCUUUUGCAAAAUAUUUUUUGUUUGCAGCUGUGUUAUAGAAUAUCCGCUGUAACCCUUAGAUACAGUUUCAUGAUCAAUCUAGCUUUGUAUUUAGAUUCCUCUUUCAAAUACUUGGUAUGG
Molecule: messenger RNA, 818 nt
Organism: Radiomyces spectabilis
Lineage: Eukaryota; Fungi; Mucoromycota; Mucoromycetes; Mucorales; Radiomycetaceae
Product: putative potassium antiporter CHAC-1
Exons: 7
Coding region: 28-660 (210 amino acids)
Biological process (GO): glutathione catabolic process
Cellular component (GO): cytoplasm
Molecular function (GO): gamma-glutamylcyclotransferase activity; glutathione specific gamma-glutamylcyclotransferase activity
Source: RefSeq, a predicted model, not a curated record